Molecule: messenger RNA, 1681 nt
Organism: Marmota flaviventris (yellow-bellied marmot)
Lineage: Eukaryota; Metazoa; Chordata; Mammalia; Rodentia; Sciuridae
Gene: Mblac2
Product: metallo-beta-lactamase domain containing 2
Source: RefSeq, a predicted model, not a curated record
CAGCGCCCAGUGUCUGGACAGCCUGUAGGAGGCACACACGCCUACACCCACCCUGCCUAGCCGCACCCCUGCCCAGCAUGUCGGCGCUCGAGUGGUACGCCCACAAAUCUCUGGGCGAUGGCAUCUUCUGGAUUCAAGAACGCUUCUAUGAGUCCGGCAACCGCGCCAAUAUCUGGCUGGUGCGUGGCUCCGAGCAGGACGUAGUGAUCGAUACCGGCCUGGGGUUGCGCAGCCUCCCGGAGUACCUGUAUUCCUCCGGCCUCUUGCAGGACUGCGGGGCCAAAGAGGAUGCGGCGCCCCGGCCGCUUCUGGCUGUGGCCACCCACGUGCACUUCGACCACUCCGGCGGUCUGUACCAGUUCGACCAGGUGGCCGUGCACCACGCUGAGGCCGAGGCCCUGGCUCGCGGGGACAACUUUGAGACCGUGACCUGGCUUUCCGACAGCGAGGUGGUGCGGGCGCCCAGCCCCGGCUGGAGGGCCAGGCAGUUCCGAGUGCAGGCUGUGCAGCCCACCCUCAUUCUGCAGGAUGGGGAUGUGAUCAACCUUGGUGACAGACAACUCACUGUUAUGCACAUGCCAGGUCACUCCAGAGGCAGUAUUUGCUUACAUGACAAAGACCGAAAGAUUCUCUUCAGUGGCGAUGUUGUAUAUGAUGGAUCACUGAUUGACUGGCUCCCAUACAGCAGGAUAAGUGACUAUGUUGGAACUUGUGAACGUCUAAUAGAAUUAGUGGACAGAGGUCUGGUUGAGAAAGUGCUCCCUGGGCAUUUCAAUACCUUUGGUGCUGAAAGGCUUUUUCGAUUGGCUUCUAACUAUAUUUCAAAAGCUGGGAUAUGUCACAAAGUAUCUACUUUUGCCCUGAGAUCUCUUGCAAGUUUAGCCCUGCGUGUAACAAAUUCGAGGACCUCACCCUAGUAUCUAUGCCUACAAUCUAUUUUGAUUAACUGUAUACAUUAAUCCAAUUCAUUUUGUGCUGUUUAAAAUGGUUAAUAGUGUGCAUUUCAAAAGUGCUUUUAUACCACUGUUGUAUAUUAGAGGGGGAAAAAAGAUUGAGAAUGAAUAAGCCAAAAAGAGGAAAGUUUUAGUUUAAUUUUUUUUCUUCCAAGUAAGUUAUCACUUAAAUAAGCUUAUAAUUUGCCAAAGCUAUCAUAAUUUGUGCUCUAAAAAUGCCAUAAGUAUAUAAAGGGACACGAAGAGGCAUUUUGUAACACCAGAAAGAACUUUCCUUGCCCAUUUUUCUUAUUUUAUUUCCUAGGUGACCCGUGAAAAAAGGCAUCUAGAGCCUUGUGUUUACAUGGUAAACUUGAUUUUUUUAGUAUAUUAUUUUAAGAUAAAGGUUUUGGGGUUCAAAAUGCAUUAGAAUUCAAUAUAAACAUGUAAAAUCUAAUCAUUUAGAAUGACAGCCAAAACAUCCCAUGGUUAUUGUCUAGAAUUAUUUAAUCCUCCUUCAUUUUAUUUAUUUUGUUUGUAAUUGUAGCAUACAUUAUAUGCUAUAUAAUUUAACUUAUGAAAAAUUAUAAUGAAUUUUGUUUUAUUGCAAAGCUUUAAAUAUCAAUUGCAGAGUACUUCAGUAAAAAAACUACUAUUUAUUGUUGUCUGUUAUUAUGCAAGUAAUAUUUUCAAUCAUAAAAAUGAAAAUCAAAUGUGUGUAAUCUAAUAACAAAUUGUCAGAUUUCUUA